Molecule: messenger RNA, 2661 nt
Organism: Anopheles bellator
Lineage: Eukaryota; Metazoa; Arthropoda; Insecta; Diptera; Culicidae
Exons: 9
Coding region: 22-2529 (835 amino acids)
Molecular function (GO): serine-type endopeptidase inhibitor activity
Source: RefSeq, a predicted model, not a curated record
AAUCAAAGCAUUCGGUCGGAUAUGGCUUCUCUUCGCGGACGGGGGUUGGUUUGUUGCCUGCUAUUAACGCUGGCCAGCGCAGCAGCACAGAGGAAAUUUAUCAAGAAUCGAUUCGCCUCCGCCUACGAACCAUUCGCCGGAACAUGGAACGAUCAGUUCGACUGGGACUUGAUAAAGGAAGUCCUACAAAAGUCUCCGGGAAACGCGCUGCUGUCGCCGAUCUCGAUCAAGGCGAUGCUGGCGUUGCUGUAUGAAGGCAGUGGUACACUUUCCGAAACACAGCGCGAUCUCUAUCGAACACUGAGCGGUGAGAACCCGCAGGCCAUUGGCAAACUGAGUGACGAUCUGCUACGGUACAAGAGUCAGCAAGGCAGUGGUCUGCUGAUAGCCGAUCGCGUCUACCACGACAGCUCGAUUGAGGUGAAGCAAAAGUUCCUCAGCAUCAUUGGCGCUCAUUACAAUGCGACAACGGAGGCUGUCGAUUUCGGUGACGCUAUCAGUGCCGCAUCACAGAUCAAUCGAUGGAUCGCGCAGAAUACUGGCGGACUGAUCGAGGACGUGGUGCGAUCGGAUGCGCUACGUGACACACUGUUGCUGUUGAUCAAUACGAUCUACUUUAAGGGAAGCUGGUCGGUACCGUUUCAACUGAAUGCUACCGCUGAGCGACCAUUCCACACUCCCGGUCGGCAAGGCACCGGAAAGGCCACCUUCAUGAAACAGCGCGAUCACGUCUUCCAUUAUCGGCGUUCGGAACAGCUGGGGGCUCAGUUUCUCCGAUUGCCGUACCACGCGAACCACCUGUCGAUGAUCGUCAUACUUCCGGACGAACAGGUGACGCUUGGCCAGCUGCUGCAGCGACUAACGGCAGCAUCCGUCCACCAGGAACUGGCCCGGCUGGAAGAGGAAGAGAUCGAAGUUGAACUGCCUAAGUUUACCAUCCGCUACGCAAGCUCGCUUCGGGAAUGCCUGCAAAAUGUCGGACUCGGUCGAGUGUUUACCGAUCAGGCCGAACUCACGCUAAUUUCACGCGGCAAUGCUACUCCCCUAAAGGUCAGCACGAUACUGCAGAAAAGCUGCAUCCUGGUGGACGAGCAGGGAACGGAAGCCACAGCAGCCACCGAAGGAUCCCUCGUGUUCACAAUCCUCAACGAACCGACCAAGUUUAUCGCGAACCGUCCGUUCCUGUUCACGAUCUACGACGAAAGCAACGGCAAUUGGCUGUUCGCCGGGAAAGUCGAAGAUCCGGCUUCUGGCAACCAAUACACUUUCGUUCAGUGUUUUCCCGUGCGGGUUUGCUCAGCCAUGCUUAAGUUAAGCUUCGCGAUACUGUGCUAUUCGGCACUUUUACUUCUUGACACAAACGCUCAACAAUACCCACGUGGGCCAUACCAGAGCAAACGAGAUGUGGAGUUCGAUUUGCAGUUUCUGAAGGAAAUAUUCCGACCUCAAACAACGAACGUCAUCGUGUCGCCGUUUUCGGUGAAAAUCCUGCUCACCCUCAUCUACGAGGCGUCCGACACGAACUUCGGUAACUCGUCUUCGGCCACGAGGCGCGAGCUGGGAGUGGUCAUUCGCAACGACAUCCCUCAAACGCGCUCCUUCUACAAGGAGCUGCUUGCAUCGGCUCAGCGACAGAACAAAGACUUCGAUCUGAACAUCGCCACCAACUUCUUCGUGGACGACUUCAUCGAGGUGAUCAACAAGUACGUGCAGAUCGCGAAGGAGCAUUACGAUGCCUCGGUCGAGAAGGUGUCGUACGCGAACCCCUCUGAGGCGGCCGGUACCAUCAACAACUGGGUGUCGAAGUCGACUCACGGGCGGCUAACGGAGAUCGUCUCGCCAGACGCGCUCGAGGGGGCCGUCAUCACGCUCAUCAACGUGAUCUACUUCAAAGGCCUGUGGUCGUACCCGUUCCCGGAGAUUCCCAACAACGUUCAGCCAUUCCACCGGAGCCAAGGAAAGCCCUCGACUGCGCAGUACAUGGAGCAGAACGGCCAGUUCUACUACGAUCAUUCGGACGCGCUCAAGGCGCAGCUUCUGCGGCUACCGUACCGUGGUGAUAAGCUGGCCAUGUUCUUCAUCCUCCCGGACCAGGACACCUCGGUGACAGAGGUUCUGGAGCGCAUGACCAACGAGGCUCUGCACGUUGCCCUCUGGUACAUGGAAGAGCGCGAGGUCAACGUGACCAUUCCAAAGUUCAAGAUCGAUUUCAGCGAACAACUGAACGAACCCCUCCAGCAUAUGGGCAUUCGUGAAAUUUUCUCCCAACGCGCAUCGCUGCCUCUGCUUGCCCGAGGCGUUGGAGCUCGGAAUGAGGUGCGCGUGUCGAGGAUCUUCCAAAAGGCUGGCAUCACCAUCAACGAACUGGGCAGCGAAGCCUACGCAGCAACAGAAAUCCAGCUGGUCAACAAGUUCGGUGGCGAUGGGGUUCACGUUUUCACCGCCAACCGACCGUUCAUUUUCUUCAUCGAGGACGAAACUCAGGGCACAAUGUUGUUCGCCGGCAAGAUUGAGGACCCACAGGUUUAAGCCAAGGCUCCUGCUUAGUCGCCAAUCGGACCAACGCACCAGCCCCUUUGCAGCCUCUUUUCGAACGUUGGUUCAACAAUAAAGACUCGUGCGCUUCGGCGUUUAGGAUAAAAUGCACACAAAACAACAAGA